Rhineura floridana is the source of this 3661-nucleotide messenger RNA. RefSeq names its product phosphoglucomutase 2 like 1 (gene PGM2L1). NCBI's taxonomy places the organism in Eukaryota, Metazoa, Chordata, Lepidosauria, Squamata, Rhineuridae. The coding region runs from base 689 to 2557 and encodes 622 amino acids. The record is from RefSeq and is a predicted model, not a curated record. The transcript is spliced from 14 exons. Gene Ontology annotation, molecular function: intramolecular phosphotransferase activity; glucose-1,6-bisphosphate synthase activity. Gene Ontology annotation, biological process: carbohydrate metabolic process.
ACUUGGGCGGGGCUCCCCCUCCUGGCGGUUGUUGAUCGUUUCCUCAGCGGCGGGCGCUUUCCCGGACGCCGGCUCGGCGGCGCGCUUGGGAGGACGCGGGCGCGCGCAGCUCUCGUGAGGGGAGAGAAGUGCGGGGAAGGGGGCUCCUCGUCUGGGAGAGAGAAGGGAGGGGGGCCUUUUGUCUGUGUGAGGAGGACUGCCCACUGGUGGGGCAGGGGGGUCACUGAGGGGCAGAUACAUAUAUUUUAAAACAAAUAUUGCCCCCGCCCAUGGGCACUGUCAGCCAGGAGGGGUUUAGAAAUAAUAAUAAUAAUAAUAAUAACACAAACCCACUCCCCCCAAUUGACUGUAGUGGGGGAGAUUGGCAGGCCCCUCCCCCUCCCCUGAUUCCCCGCCCACCCCAAUUUGGGGACAGCCCCUCCCCCCCUGCAGGGGGUGGGCACCUCCGUGCCCUUGACUAGGCUGCUCGGUGGUGCCUGGGAGUGAGCUCUCGUUGACAGCAUCCACGCCCACCCAGCGGGCACCGGGGAGCCCUUGCAAACGCGUGUGCGUGCGUGCGUGCGUGCGUGCGUGUGUGUGUGUGUGUGUGAGUGAGCACCAUCCGCUUGCACGCUCGCCUGCGCCCCUCGCCGCGUCGCCUGCGGAGCUGUCCCCAGUUGCAGCGCCGAGCCGGACCGUUGGGGAGAAGAUGGGAGACCGCCAAGAUGUGGGAGACGUGAACUCCAACCUGCUCAUCACUUACAGCACUGGGGACUUGCAGCUGGACAAGGCGAUUUGGCAGUGGCUGACCUGGGACAAGAAUCCUAAGACAAAAGAGCAAAUUGAAAACUUGUUACGAAAUGGAAAGAACAAGGAGCUCCGAGACCGUCUAUGCCGGAGACUUACCUUUGGAACUGCUGGGCUCCGCUCCGCCAUGGGGGCUGGCUUUUGCUACAUCAACGAUCUUACUGUGAUCCAGUCAACACAGGGGAUGUACAAAUACCUUGAGAAAUGCUUUCCAGACUUCAAGCAACGAGGUUUUGUUGUUGGAUAUGACACACGAGGCCAGGUAACCAGCAGUUGCAGCAGCUUAAGACUUGCAAAGCUCACAGCAGCAGUCCUGCUUGCUAAGGGUGUUCCUGUCUACCUGUUUUCCAGAUACGUUCCCACUCCUUUUGUGCCCUACGCAGUUCAGCAGCUCGGAGCUGUCGCUGGUGUGAUGAUCACUGCUUCCCAUAACCGCAAGGAAGACAACGGUUACAAGGUAUACUGGGAAAACGGUGCACAGAUCACAUCUCCUCAUGAUAAAGAAAUCUUGAAGUGCAUAGAAGAAUGUGUUGAGCCAUGGAAUGACUCUUGGAAUGAGAAUCUGGUAGAUAGCAGCCCUCUUACACAAGAUCCCCUGCAGAAAAUCUGUGCAAGCUACAUGGAGGAUCUGAAAAAGAUCUGUUACCACAGGGAGCUGAACACAAAGACCAACUUGAAAUUUGUUCAUACUUCUUUUCAUGGGGUUGGGCAUGACUAUACGCAGUUGGCUUUUCAAGCAUUUGGCUUCCAGCCUCCCAUUCCAGUUCCUGAGCAAAAAGACCCAGAUCCAGAUUUCUCCACUGUAAAAUGUCCGAACCCUGAAGAAGGAGAAUCUGUUCUGGAGUUGUCUUUGCGGCUUGCAGAGAAGGAAGGUGCCCGAGUAGUCGUGGCUACUGAUCCUGAUGCAGACAGAUUAGCUGUGGCAGAACUGCAGACAAAUGGCCGCUGGAAAGUCUUCACUGGCAAUGAACUGGCAGCAUUGUUUGGAUGGUGGAUGUUUACUUGUUGGAAGGAGAAUCGUCCAAAAGAUGCCAAUGUCAAGAAUGUUUACAUGCUGGCAACUACUGUCUCCUCUAAGAUUCUGAAGGCCAUUGCGCACAAAGAAGGAUUUCACUUUGAAGAUACACUCCCGGGCUUCAAAUGGAUUGGCAGUAGAGUUAAAGGUCUUCUGGAUAAUGGCAAAGAAGUCCUUUUUGCCUUUGAAGAGUCCAUUGGCUUCAUGUGUGGCACUUCUGUGUUGGACAAAGAUGGCGUAAGCGCAGCUGUGGUGAUAGCUGAGAUGGCUGCAUAUCUAGAAACCAAGAGCCAAAUGCUGGCACACCAACUGACAGAAAUAUAUACAACGUAUGGCUAUCACAUUUCAAGGACAUCCUAUUUCCUGUGUUAUGACCCUCCUACCAUCAAAAGGAUAUUUGAAAGGCUCCGGAACUUUAAUGCCCCCAGUUCUUACCCAGCGUGUUGUGGCACUUUCAGUAUAUUGGAUAUCCGAGAUGUCACCACUGGAUAUGACAGCAGCCAGCCAAAUAAGAAGGCGGUAUUGCCUGUGAGUAAAAACAGUCAGAUGAUCACCUUUACCUUUCAAAACGGCUGUGUUGCCACUCUUCGGACAAGUGGAACCGAACCAAAGAUAAAAUAUUAUGCAGAGAUGUGUGCACCACCAGAACAGAGUGACACAGUCUUCCUGGAAGAGGAUCUGCAGAACCUCAUUGAUGCCCUGAUUGAGAAUUUUCUGGAGCCCAGUAAAAAUGGACUAAUCUGGCGCUCAGUGUAGCCUUCCUCCUGCCAUUGGUUGUUACAGCAGUCACUCCAUGCACUGCAUAAUGUGGAACAAAGGAACCAAGAUGACAAAUCCUGUUUGCAUUAAUUUAAUAUAUAUAUAUGUGAAUGUGUGUGUGUUUUAUAAAUAUAUAUUAUGUAUAUAUAUCUGUUCCCUAGCCACCUAUAUUGAAGCAGUAUUGUUUUGUCAGCUUUCUAUCCAAAAUGAUAAGCAGAUGACUGGAUAGCUUUUGGGGAGGGCUCUGGAUUCCCACAGAGAUCCUUAAAGCCAAAAGGAAAGGACUGGGCAUACUCUGGCAACUUUGCCAGAAGUGAUUGGUGGCAGCGACUUCCUUCACCACCGAACCUCCAAAAACCCAACCAGUGUUGGGUACCCGAAUUCUUUGACUUGCUCAGUCCCUUGGCAGCUGGGGCAGAUGAUUGUACUGGGCUGAGAAAAAGGUCCUGCUUGUUUGAAGCUGUUUUGAGUGUAGGUAUCUUUACUGUACUGUUGAGUCUUAAUUUUUUUCCUGUCUGUUUAGUAGAAUUCAGCACUUAGGAUUUCCUAGUUUAGUUCACGUUGUUCAGAAGUCAUAAAGGUUCCAGCUCUUUAAAUCUCCUCUUCUGAAAGGUGCUCUUUGUGCAUUGUAUUCUUACCUGUCUGCGUACUUACUGAAGUUUACUCGACAGUUAAACAGUAGUGGCAAGCUAUGUAACUGGAGGAUUGAUUAGUUUUGGGGCCAAAACAGGUGUGAUUGACCAGCACACAUCUCUUUGGGCCCCUGAGUACGCACUGGGCCUCCUGGCAGUUAGGGAGCAAGCCUGUAUGCAGACUUUUUGGCUCAAGGGAAUACAAACUGCUUUAGGUAGCUGAUUGUGGCUGUGCCAAUUUUGCCUUCAUUCGCCUCCACUAAAAAUUCCUCCAAACACUCCAGCUUUUAGAAAAUAGUGCCAAGACAGAUGUUCCCUUUGUUUUCAUGCUGGAGCAUGUCCUGCAAAUACAGUUCCUCACCCCUGCCCCGCAUCUGUUUGCGAAAUUCUCCUUCUCUAGUGGUACUUUUACAGUAAUCACAAUGAUGGAUAUUGUUUAUUGCUUCUUAAAAUAAAAUAGUUGAGCUUA